CAGCAGACUGGGCUGGUCCCCAGGAGACUGCGGCCCGGGGGAAUGCGCGUGAGGGGGUGUCCAGCGAGUCGGGUCGGGUCGGAGUGGAUUGACCACGGGGCCCGGAGGGUCCGAGCCGGGAGCGGAGCCUGCACCCUCCACCACCCGCCCUUCGGGAAAUGUCAGAACUGAGCCAAGAGGCAGGUGCACCGGGAAAAUGUUUCUGAGUCCUGCUUGGCAGAAGAGAAACUGAGCCACCAGCUCAGGAGCCACAGGGUCAGCAGGCCUGAAAGGGGGCUGGUUCUGCCUGGUGCAGAGGACUGGGUGGGCCUGUAGGAGCCGAGGUGGCCUCUGGCUGGGGACCCGUCUCUGCUUUGUCUGCACCUCUUGGCUCGGUUCCCCUGUGCUCCAUGACUCCCGCAUCUCCUGGCCGCUUCUCGUGGGUUUGGAGUAGUCCCUGUUUUGGGGGCCAUCUGAGUAUGUAAGGCCUAGGCCAUAGAGGAAGGGGAGGGUCGCAGACUUGCAGCCUGGCUGUGGAUUUGAGCAGGAGUGUGGGGUUGCUGAUGGAUCAGGGACACUUUUCCUGAGCUGCCUUGGCCCAGACCUGGGGCCAGUCAUUUCCAGUGUGGCAUGGGGGAGGAGCACUAACCAAAGAUCCAAGGGUUGUAAAUUCGUCACCAGCUCUGCCACUUUGUAGUGGUGAGACUUUUGAGAAGCCUCUUCCUUUCUCCAAUUUCUCUUUUAAAAACUUGGAACCCCAGUACUCUCCCUCAUAAAGAUAGCAGUAAUGGCAGUCAUUUCUCACGUGCUUAUUUUGUGUCAAGCACUGACAUGUUCCAUUCCGUUUUCCGAAGGACUGUAGGGAGUAGAGAUCAUUAGCUGUUUCACAGCUCAGAGAGGAUGUGUAAUCUGUUUACUCCAGAACCCUGGCCUUAACCAUUAGGCUAACCAGCCUUCAUGGAACACUCCCCUGGAAGAGAAAAGGGAGGCAGAUCCUAGGACCCAGUGCUCUGUGAUGUUUUGUUUUGUGGCCAGCAAAGACUUACCCUGACACAACCCACCAUCUCUUCCUCUGGUGGUGGUGCUGCUGCUGUGCCCCUAGACUGAUGGGGAGCUCAAGUGGGUGCCAGCCAUGCCAAGUCUCCUUCAUGCAGUGCUUAGGUGCUGGGCUCUGGAGUCAACUUCCAAAACAAUUGUUUGAAUUCAUUGUCCAUCAAUGGUUCUGAACGUGUGAACUCCCUCCUCAGAGCUGGACCCUAGGGUGCAGGAGGCAGGAUCUCUAAGCUCUAAGCACCCCAUUGGCCCCCUGAGAGCUGGGGUAGUAAGGAGCUGUCCCUGAGGCUGGUCCAGCCAGUCUCUGGGGACAAGGACUAUACAGUGGGAAAACAGUAGACUCCGAGUUCUGAAAGUUAUCUGAGCUUCGGUUUCCUCAUCUGUUGGAGAGGUUAUUAAAUUCUCUCACAGGGAAAGGUAAGAUGACCCCAUGGAAACCUCUCGUAUGGCUCACGAGGACUGUGCGGUAGAUGGUGGAGGAUCCAUCUUAGAGAAGGGAUAAUGGUGAUGGGGAAAGUCUUUUGUGGAGGAAGGUGCUCCAUGGUCCUCUUGCUCCUGGAUCCCACACAGGGAGAAUGGCCUGAAAGGCAGCAGGAGAGAUUCAGGCUAGACACCGGGAAGCCACUACCCUGGGGCAUGGGGAGCAUGCAAAUCUGGGAGAGGAAAGGGAGGCAGUUUGGUUCUCUCCACCUUUGCCCUCUGAGGAGUCUGAACCAGAGUAGGGAGUCCCUGGCUUGGGGUGGGACAUGCCCUCCAGUCCCACCUCUGCAGUGACUCCAUGUAUGUACCUCUCUCUUCUCCUGCAGCUGCUGCCGCUCACCCCGUGUCUUCUGGCCGCUUCCCUCUUUGUUGCCCCUCCCCACAGGCUCCCCCUCUCCACCUCCUGGGGCCCAUCAUGAAUGGUGCCCCCUCCCCAGAGGAUGGGGCCUCCCCCUCCCCUCCCCCCCUGCCACCACCCCCUCCCCCAAGUUGGCGGGAGUUCUGUGAGUCCCACGCCCGGGCUGCAGCCCUGGAUUUUGCCCGCCGUUUUCGCCUCUACCUGGCCUCCCACCCCCAGUACGCGGGGCCUGGGGCGGAGGCUGCCUUCUCUCGCCGCUUCGCUGAGCUCUUCCUGCAGCACUUUGAAGCUGAGGUGGCCCGGGCCUCGGGCUCCCUCUCACCACCAGUUAUAGCUCCCCUGAGUCCCGGUGUGGAGAUCCCUCCGCCACAUGACUUGUCCCUCGAGAGCUGCAGGGUGGGCGGGCCCCUGGCUGUGCUGGGUCCCUCUCGAUCAUCCGAGGACCUGGCCGGCCCCCUCCCCUCCUCAGUCUCUUCCUCUUCUACGACCUCCUCGAAGCCGAAGCUCAAGAAACGCUUCUCCCUCCGCUCAGUCGGUCGCUCGGUCCGAGGUUCUGUCCGUGGCAUCCUGCAGUGGCGGGGAACUGUUGACCCUCCCUCCCCAGCGAGUCCCCUGGAGACCUCAUCAGGCCCCCCAGUCCUGGGUGGAAACAGCAACUCCAACUCCUCUGGUGGGGCUGGGACUGUUGGUCGGGGACUGGUUAGUGAUGGCACGUCCCCUGGGGAAAGAUGGACUCACCGAUUUGAGAGGCUGAGACUAAGUCGGGGAGGGGGGACCUUGAAGGAUGGAGCAGGGGUGGUGCAGAGGGAAGAGCUGCUGAGUUUCAUGGGGGCCGAAGAGGCGGCCCCUGACCCGGCGGGAGCAGGCCGGGGAGGAGGGGCAGCUGGGCCUACCUCAGGGGGAGGAGGGCAGCCCCAGUGGCAGAAGUGUCGCUUAUUGCUUCGGAGUGAAGGCGAAGGAGGAGGAGGAAGUCGCCUGGAGUUCUUUGUACCACCCAAGGCCUCUAGGCCCCGGCUCAGCAUUCCCUGCUCUACUAUCACGGAUGUUCGGACAACCACAGCCCUGGAGAUGCCUGACCGGGAAAACACGUUUGUGGUCAAGGUGGAAGGCCCCUCAGAGUACAUCCUGGAGACAACUGAUGCUCUCCAUGUGAAGGCCUGGGUGUCUGACAUUCAAGAAUGCCUGAGCCCAGGACCCUGCCCUGCUACCAGUCCCCGCCCCAUGACCCUCCCUCUGGCUCCUGGGACCUCCUUCCUCACAAAAGAGAACACAGAUGGCCUGGAGCUGCCCUGCCUGAACCAUUCAGAGAGUCUGCCCAGCCAGGAUCUGCUUCUGGGACCCAGUGAGAGCAAUGAUCGCCUUUCGCAAGGGGCAUAUGGGGGCCUCUCAGACCGGCCCUCAGCAUCCAUCUCCCCUAGUUCGGCCUCCAUUGCUGCCUCCCAUUUUGACUCCAUGGAACUGCUUCCCCCAGAGCUGCCCCCCCGCAUCCCCAUUGAGGAGGGCCCCCCUGCAGGAACAGUUCAUCCCCUCUCAACUCCCUACCCUCCCUUGGACACUCCGGAAACAGCCACAGGGUCCUUCCUGUUCCAGGGGGAGUCAGAGGGAGGUGAGGGGGACCAGCCCCUCUCAGGAUAUCCUUGGUUCCACGGGAUGCUCUCUCGACUCAAGGCCGCCCAGCUAGUGCUGGAAGGAGGCACCGGCUCCCACGGUGUCUUCCUGGUACGUCAGAGCGAAACGAGGCGGGGUGAAUAUGUCCUCACUUUCAACUUCCAGGGCAAGGCCAAGCACCUGCGCUUGUCACUGAACGAGGAGGGCCAGUGCCGGGUCCAGCAUCUGUGGUUCCAGUCCAUUUUCGACAUGCUCGAGCACUUCCGGGUGCACCCCAUCCCUCUGGAGUCUGGAGGCUCCAGUGAUGUUGUCCUUGUCAGCUAUGUGCCCUCCCAGCGGCAGCAGGAACCGAACACCUCCCAUGACCUACCCCAGCCCCCUGAACCCCCUUCAUGGACAGAUUCCCCAUAUCCUGGGGCAGAAGAGGCGUCGGGGGCGCCAGAAGUGGCGGCAGCAGCAGCCCCAGCAGCCAAAGAGAGGCAAGAGAAAGAGAAAACGGGCAGUGGAGGGGUCCAGGAAGAGCUGGUCCCCGUGGUUGAGCUGGUCCCCGUGGUCGAAUUGGAAGAGGCCAUAGCACCAGGCAUGGAGGCCCAGGGUGGUGCUGGCUCUGGUGGGGACAUUGGGGUGACCCCAAUUGUGCAGCUCCAGCAGUUACCACUAGGGGGCAACGGAGAAGAAGGGGGUCAUCCCAGAGCCAUUAACAACCAGUACUCCUUGGUGUGAGACACCCCACCCCACCCUCUCUCCACUCUUCUUGCUCUUCAGUCCUCGGGUCGUGAGGUGGGCUGGGUAGGGACAUAGAGGAGACUUGGGAGUCCCCUUCCCACAGGCUUCCUGACCUUGUCAGUCAAGGGCAUACGUGCUGGUACAAGCAGAGGUUCGAGAGCCCUGUCAACUCCCUAGUUCGUACACUACAGGCGCCCAUCCCCUAGGCAGGGGAUUUGGGCUCCAUUACCUCCCUGAGGGGCUCUUAUGGUCAGCCCCAUCCCUGGGGGCCAUUUCCCCAUCAACUACCCCCCAGCCCAAGCAAGGGUGAUGGGGGGAAGGGCUGUCAGUUAUAUUAAGGUGGUUGUUGUUGUUGUUUUAAACAAAAUGGAGAAGCAUAAAUAAAUAAAAGGGUUUAUCUCA
Marmota monax (woodchuck) is the source of this 4606-nucleotide messenger RNA. RefSeq names its product SH2B adaptor protein 1 (gene Sh2b1). Gene Ontology annotation, cellular component: plasma membrane. Gene Ontology annotation, biological process: intracellular signal transduction. The record is from RefSeq and is a predicted model, not a curated record. Bases 1811 to 4201 code for a protein of 796 amino acids. The transcript is spliced from 8 exons. NCBI's taxonomy places the organism in Eukaryota, Metazoa, Chordata, Mammalia, Rodentia, Sciuridae. Gene Ontology annotation, molecular function: transmembrane receptor protein tyrosine kinase adaptor activity.